ACUUCCUCUACGCAGUUGGAAUUUGCAUAUUAAAUAAUGUUUUUUACUUUUCCGGAUGGACUUCUCGCUAUGUGCAUAUAUAUUUUUUAAACGUGAAGUCGUUUUGAAGUCCCUUUGAGAUCGAAAAAUCACUCUUAAAAAUAUAUUAAAAUUACUGUUUAAAACUUUGAAGAGAAGCGAGUCAGGUGCACGAGGCAGGAGUUCGUCUGGAAAUGAUCUGGUGUACAGCAUCAGGGUGACGAAGCCUAGCAAAAUCCCCAGUGAGAAGGCGAAAAACAACUUAUGGUCGCGAGUCCCUGACUGAACGUGUUGCAACAUUGACCCGAAGUGCGUCUGGUUUCUGGGGCAAAAGAAUGCUUGCUUUUUUAGAGACCAGGGAACGAACAAAAGACGGGAAAAGGGACAAAUUUCCUUGUUAUAUCAAAUUUUUUAUAAUCUGUGUUGCGUGUAAUAUGUGCAUCGUCUUUUUACGCAUGCUAUAUGAGUUUUUUGUUAAAAAUUAGCAAAGAGUAAAAGUUGAAUUUCCAGCACAUUUUUUGAUUGCAAGAUCUAAUUUUCACAGCCCUGAUAAAAAUUGUUUAUGGAAAAUAUGGCACACAUUCAAGUUAUUAAUAUUUAAUUAAUUAAUUAAUAUCAAACGAUUUGUGAUUCUAGUGGGCUUUAUAAACGAUAGAUCCUAUUUACUUACUAGAGUAUACAUUUUUUUUUGUUAAUUUAAUGCUCCUUUACGCAAACUUUCAUUUCAUGAUGUGUAUAUAAAACAAUUCGUGAGAAAAAAUAGUGUUCCAGGAGAGAAUGUAAAUCAGGCUUAAAAAGUUAUGCACUUCUCGACUGUUUUAGUGUCGUAGCAAAAUCUCAAAAUUUCCCUGUUUUCAUGAAAUAUCGACGUAAAAAAUGAUUUAGCAGAAUAAAUUGCUUUUUGGCAACGAGAGUGAAUCCUGCCUUAUCAUAUAUCACCAAAAAAAAUAUAGAGUUGAAAGGCCUUUUUUGAAAUUUAAUAGAAACUGGUUGUGCAAAAUAUUUUAAUUUGUUUUUACCUUUGUAAAAAACAUGCGAUAUAUCUGAUUGCCAUGCUUUAAUCUUAAUUGCGAGAUACGAGAUUAGCUCCUUUCGAAAGACAAUUUUAAGAUCCACUUCUCAUUGAACAUGCCCAAGUUGAACAUGCCGAUCGUCAACGAGUAACCUUUUCGGAAUCAUAAAAACUAAAAUGGAACUCAAAGAGGGUGAAAUUUUGGACGUUCCAGAAAUUUUAGAAAUAGGCGAUCUUUUUAAGGAAUCACCCAAAUGGGAUCAAAUUGAGGAAUGUCCAGAGAGUAAGCACGAGGAAAGUUCCAGCCUGCAUGAAAACGACGAAGUUAGUGUAAAUUUGGAUAAUGUCGACGAAGAAAAUACUGUGCCUGAAGCAUUGCCGGUCAUUCUGGAAUCCCACAGACAGAUUUUGGCACAAGUCACGCUGCCAUUUCUGGCCGCUGGUAUGGGAAUGGUUGGAGCUGGAGUAUGUUUAAGCAUUGUCCAGCACUGGACCGUGUUCGAACAACUUCCGGAGGUUUUAAUACUGGUACCACCUCUUUUGGGCUUGAAAGGAAAUCUGGAAAUGACACUGGCGUCGAGAAUGUCUACUGCCGCUAACAUGGGUGAAUUCAAAACUCGCAGAGGAAAAUUUGAAAUCGUCUUUGGCAACAUGGCACUUUUACAGGUUCAAGCAAUAGUUGUUGGUCUUUUAGCAGCAGUGAUCGCCUUCGUAAUGGACAUUGAAUUGACCAAAUCUGUUCAGUGGAAUCACUUGACAUUGCUCGCCGCUAGUGGCUCUGUCACAGCAUCCCUCGCUAGUUUAAUUCUCGGGUCUAUCACGUCUGCCGUGAUAAUUUUAUCAAACAUGUGCAACAUCAAUCCAGACAACAUCGCAACGCCCAUUGCCGGUGCCUUAGGAGAUAUCACUGCCCUCGUGAUAUUGUCCGUAACUGCGUCACUAUUCUACAGCAUAAUAGGAACUCACGAUUGGGUAUAUCCAGUGGUGUGCGCAGUUUUGAUUUCUCUUCUUCCGAUAUUCAUAAUUAUCGCCCGGAGAAACAAAUUCACUAAAGACGUUCUCAAGCAUGGUUGGACGCCCAUCAUUAUAGCCAUGCUGAUCCAAGUUACUGCCGGAUUGAUAUUGGACAUAGUUGCUAACAGAACAAAGGAUGUGGCGAUUUUCCAGCCUGUGGUGAAUGGAGUGGCGGGCAAUCUCGUCGCAAUUCAGGCGAGCAAGAUGUCAACGUUUCUCCACCAAGUAACAAAAUUAGGCGUUUUGCCCGCGGGAAUGCGAAUUUUCCUUAGUCCAAAAACAGUAUUUUUCUCAAAAGAGCAACUUUCCACAACGGCAAGAUCACUGAUGAUUUUGGUUGUUCCCGGCCACUUGAUUUUCACCUACACAAUCAGUUUCGCUGAGCAACACGGAACAAGUUUACACCCGUUGUUUAUUCUUUUUUAUCUUGUGGCAGUUUUCAUUCAGAUCACCAUCGUGAUAUAUUGCACAAGCGUGCUGACACAUUUUUUCUGGUCACGAGAAAAAGACCCAGACAACAACACUAUUCCGUACAUGACGGCGAUCGGUGACUUCUUAGGUAUUCUCUUUAUGGGCCUCGUAUUCGAAAUACUUAGAGUGAUGGCUGUUGAAACUUGAUUUUUUUGUCGUAUUUUUAUGACAAAUUUUUGACUGUGAUAGUAAUAAUCAAAAUGAAUAUAUUGGAAAAUAAAAUAAAGAUCUCAA
Molecule: messenger RNA, 2749 nt
Organism: Cloeon dipterum
Lineage: Eukaryota; Metazoa; Arthropoda; Insecta; Ephemeroptera; Baetidae
Product: solute carrier family 41 member 1-like
Exons: 9
Coding region: 1208-2662 (484 amino acids)
Biological process (GO): monoatomic cation transport
Cellular component (GO): plasma membrane
Molecular function (GO): monoatomic cation transmembrane transporter activity
Source: RefSeq, a predicted model, not a curated record